AGAGCCAGAAGAAAGCUGCACCUUCCUUCUCUCCAUCUUCCCACUUCUGCUUCCACCAUGAGGAAGGAAGUCUUCACCCUGGCUUUUGCUCGAGCCGUCUUCGUUGAGUUCCUUGCAACGCUCAUCUUCAUCUUCAUCGGCCUCGGCUCAGCCCUGAAAUGGCCCUCAGCCCUUCCCAGCAUCCUGCAGAUCUCGCUGGCUUUUGGGCUGGGCAUCGGCACCCUGGUGCAGGCAUUUGGCCACAUCAGCGGUGCCCACAUCAACCCGGCGGUGACUAUCGCCUUCUUUGUGGGCAACCAGAUCUCCUUCUUCCGGAUGCUGUUCUACGUGGUUGCCCAGCUGGUUGGCGCCAUCACAGGGGCGGGCAUCCUCUAUGGAGUGACCCCAGCCAACACCCAUGGAAAUCUAGCUAUUAACGCGCUCAACAACAACAUAACUUCCGGCCAGGCACUGGUAGUAGAGAUCCUUCUCACCUUCCAGCUGGCCAUGUGCAUCUUCGCCUCUACUGACAACCGUCGGACCGACAACCUGGGCUCUCCCGCACUGUCCAUUGGCCUCUCUGUCUCCUUGGGCCACUUGAUUGGGAUCUACUUCACUGGCUGCUCCAUGAAUCCUGCCCGAUCUUUUGCGCCGUCUGUCAUCAUGAGAAGGUUCAGCAGCGCCCACUGGGUCUUCUGGGUAGGACCCAUCCUCGGAGCAGUCCUGGCUGCGCUGCUGUAUUUCUACAUUCUGGUUCCCUACUGCAUGAACAUGUCUGACCGGAUAGCCAUCGUGAAAGGCACCUACGAGUCCGAGGAGGAGUGGGAAGAGCAGAGGGAAGAGAGGAAGAAGUCCAUGGAGCUCACCUCCCCGUAAGCGCAAGCGCUGGAGGGAAGCGAAGAAGGAAGGAGGACAAUGAACAAUCCCAGAACCAUAGGCUGAAUACAAGACCUCACACCUCAAAACCAUUUCUAUCCAAGAAAGAAAGGAGCACCAAUCUGCAUAUAUAACCUGCCUGUGUGAUUACGAGUGCAAGUCCUGCACAUAUUGCUAGCCUAACUAUAGACGGCUACACCCAGCAGAGGGUAGUCUGCUACUGGCAGGACUUCUGCUGUUCCACGCAGCUCUUUCCUUGACCUUGUAGACGAGAGGUCUUGAUUUUUCUCCCACUCCAGACUGAAGGAGCCAUUAUACAGGCCUGAGACCACAUCCUUCCUGCACCCAGAGCUCCCGCCAAUGUUUAGGGGGAGAAAAGGGACUGGACACUGCACGAGUACAGAGAAGGGAGUCUGCUUGCUUCUGGCAGGGAAAAGCAGCAGAUAGAUUUU
Molecule: messenger RNA, 1307 nt
Organism: Gavialis gangeticus (Gharial)
Lineage: Eukaryota; Metazoa; Chordata; Crocodylia; Gavialidae
Gene: AQP5
Product: aquaporin 5
Exons: 4
Coding region: 58-855 (265 amino acids)
Biological process (GO): transmembrane transport
Cellular component (GO): apical plasma membrane; plasma membrane
Molecular function (GO): water channel activity
Source: RefSeq, a predicted model, not a curated record